GACUAGAUGUGUUCCCACAGGAAAUGAGGUGAUUGCAGUAGACUGGAAGGGACUGAAAGAUGUGGACCAAAUCAAUAUGGACAGCACCAGUUCACUACAUGGCAGCAGCUUCCAUCGUCCUUCUACUGAGCAAACACGGACAGAUUUCUCCUGGGAUGGUAUCAAUGAGUUUGUAGAAAGUGUAUCUAUCAUUUUCAGCUGUAUACAGAAAGAGCUGGAACAGGGCAGCAUGUCCAUGGAGGAUUGGAAGCAGCCAAAGGGAGGCUUCUCACAGCCUGAUUCUGCCUCUGCCACUGACCUUACCUCAUUCAGUACCACACUCUCCAUGGAAGAUACAACCUCCAUUCUCCCCAAGCUGAAACGUAACUCCAAUGCUUAUGGGAUUGGGGCUUUGGCUAAAUCAUCUUUCUCUGGGAUAUCCCGCAGCAUGAAGGACCAUGUUACAAAGCCAACGGCUAUGGGCCAAGGCCGUGUGGCUCACAUGAUUGAAUGGCAAGGUUGGGGUAAAGGUAACAGCCAGCAGCAACAGCAUACGCAUGAGACGGCACGCAAAGAUGCUGACGCCUACUCAGACCUGAGUGACGGUGAAAAGGAGGCCCGGUUCCUUGCAGGAGUGAUGGAGCAAUUUGCCAUAUCAGAGGCGACUCUCAUGGCCUGGUCCUCCAUGGAUGGUGAGGAUGUGAGUGUAAACUCUAAUCAGGAGAAUCCAGCGGGCAAUUACUCUGAAAAUUAUCAGGAACUAAUGGAGAGCCAAGAGCACAUGGCCCAGACGCAGUAUGAUAGCUGGCCUCAUUCCUAUGUCUCACAGGGCAUGUAUUGCUUAGGUUCAUCUGAUGCCUGGGAGACCAGUGAUCAGUCCCUCAUUGCUUCCCCAGCAACUGGCUCCUACUUAGGCCAGAAUUUUGAUGAGUCGCAGACAAACCUUCAGGAAAGUAUUUUGAUUCAGAGCAGCCUUCUCCAGCAGCAACAGCUGCAGCAACAGCAGCAGGAGCAAAACUUCAUCCAGAGCACGGGGCUGGUCCAUGUGUGGCCUCUGCAGACUGCACAGGGUGGGAGUGGGGCUGAAUCCAGCACUUACAUGGAGGACCACCUUGAGGAUAAUGGGAACCCACGGCUGGAGAAGGCUCCUCUCCUAAACAAGAAGCCCUCUCCAGAGGAGGAUGAUGUAGUAUGCCGGGACCUGGAAUCGCUGUCUCCUCGAGAGGAGAUGGAACAUGCUGCGUUGAGCCGCAAAGUCUCUGAUGUAACCUCUUCUGGGGUGCAGUCUUUUGAUGAGGAAGAGGGAGAAACAAACAACUGAUGCUUUUUGUGAAAUUCUCAUCACUGCUGAACAAAGAGUGGGGUGGCAAGGAAUGAAAUGACAGGGAUUAUUCUCUCCAGCUCCCCAUACUUUCAAGCAGACACACUUUCAGUUUCUGACAUUUAAUUAUUUUUUCAAACAAGAGGAAAAUCUCAAAGUGAUUGACACAUGAAGACCUCUUCUUUCCCUCUACAAUGAACACAUCUUCAAUUUUCAUUGCUCUGAGCAAUGCACCUGAGGUGCUUGGAGAGAUCUGGAUUGGUAAAUCAUUUCUAAAUCUUUUAAAUACGAAGUCUUGGCUCUGGAUUCAAACUCUUCUGGUAUAGGGAUGUGGCUGAUGAGAUAGGCUUGAUAUAGGGAGUGGCUUUGUGGCUAGGAUCCCUUCUGACAAAAUGGAUAUUGCUUUGUGGACAUGAUGUUUUUGAUAGAAUAUAUGAAUAUGGACUGUUUUAAAAUGAAGAUAUGGCUUUACAAAUAUAGAUUGCACUAGUAUAGUGAUUGUGGCUGCUACAGAGAAUAAGGCUGUAUUCAAUACAGACUGUACUGAGAUGAAGGAUUCACUGUGUAACCAGAUCCUCAAUAGCACCUUGAUAUGAAAUUGUAGGCUCAGUGGAUACAGACUGCGCUCCAUGGGCUGUGCUGCAGUACAGACGGUCUGGCUCUGUGUGCAUGGCUGUACUGUGGCAUGGAGGAAUGAGUGCAGAUAUGUAUCUAACCCUGCUCUGAGAUACUCAUGCCUUGGUUUCUUCGUAGUCUUUAUUUGUUUCUCUCUUUGACAUUUCUAUCUUCCCAGGAGCUGGCAGGAAUGCUGUGUCCUUUUGGCAUUGGGCACCAAAUAUCAGUAGAAAGGACUUUAUCAGCUACUGAGUCAGUCACCAAGAGCUGACUCUUGUGGGGGGCUUGAGAACAUGUCCAUCUUGGUGCUGCUGCAGCAUCCUUAUGUCUUUUCCUUUGCCAGCAGCAUUGGCAGACCAAGAGAGUCUGCAAAUCCAGGAAUAGCAUGUACAGCUAUGAGAUCACAGAUUUCCAGUUUACACUGGAAUUUUCAGUUGUUGCUUUUUAAAAAAAAAAUGUUUUAUAUUGCUGUUUAAGUGUUCCUAAAAAAGCAGUUAGUAGUGGUGAAAGCCUGUACUCCUGUUGUUACUUAUUAUAAAUUCUGCACCUUUCCCAUUUCUGCUACUCCUUCUGCAGUGCCAAACAUAGAUGGAGGAAAGGGGCUAGAGACAAAGUUUCUUCCUAUUUCUUUCCUCUCCUUACUUAUAUUUUUUCUUUUGUUUUCCUACCUUCAGACAAUGUAAAUAACAGUCAACAGCUUGGUCUGUUUCUUUUGUCAUCUCUGCUCUUUUUUUUAGGAGUGGAGAAAGCUGAUUUUAUAAGUUUUUUUUCUAUUUGUUUAGCUCUAUUUUUUCUUUUUUUUGUUAAAAAAAAAUUACAGUUCGUUGACUAGUGGGAAUUUGGUCUCUCACAGUUUCUCACUGUGUUUCUAUGGACCUCCUUUUGAAGGGAAAGGUCUUUGUAAGGUAACUGAAAAACUGUUGUCUUCUAAGCUUUCACCAGAAAACAAAUGGGAACAGAAAAAAAAAAACAAAUAAAAUUGUACAAGGCUAUUGAUUUUGCUAGAGAGCUGAACAGAACACUAGAAAUUACACACGUUGAGUUUUAAUUGCAAUAUCUCUAGGAACAAAGCAUCAGCAAAGCAUGGGUUUGGAUGGAAUACUAGAUCUGAUGAGCUAGAGGAAGGAAUUUGUCUGGACACUGCCCUACUGUGCCAGGGGCAUCUCUUUUCCACUUUCUCUGAUUCAUACCUACUCUGUUCAAUUCAUCAAGUGUUUGUCUUCCUUGCCUCCUCUUCAGGCUUGUAUUUUUGGAUUACAGGAGAAUAAGUGCUCACUUCCUGAUUCAGCUUUAGACUCAUCAAGAAUGUCUAAAGAGAGUGAAAUGUGACCAAAAUAGCAUCAUCAGAUGUCAGAGUUCAGACAGCUCCUGGCAAGCAAUGUUGCCUAUGUCCAGGAAUUAUGAAAAGUACAAAUGGGACUCUCAGGUAAAACUUUAUCCCACCCAGCUUUCUCUCACAUUGGCAGCUGUAUGAAGAGGGAACUCUAAGAACUCCCAGGUCUUUCCAGCCCUCACCAUUUCAAGAGGCUCUGUCUUCCCUCUCUGUUGUUGCUCUAACAGAAAAGACCUCUGGGAUUUUUAAGUAAGAUUGAUAAUUUGGUAUAGGUAAGAGAUAAAAACUUUUGUGACUUUUUUUUUAGUCAAUUUCCUUGGGUUUUCUUAAAUCUGUCUUAGGAGGUAGCUCUUCUCCUGAAUGAUGGACUUUAAAUUUCUCUGUGCAGAUGUUUACACAUUCAAGUGCUAACUUCCCCUGGGCAGCAGCACUUGUUGAAGAUGAUUAACAGUUCUUUCAGGGUCUCUGCUAGCUCAUUUUCCUGAACUGGCUUUGAUCUAGUCGUGGAUCAGGGCCCAGGAAAUCACACUAACUGGAGCAGGGGACAGGGCAAGUGCCAAGGGCACCUCAGCAGAGGACAAAUGAGGAAAUGUUAAUCCUUUGUUACUUACUUUAAAAAAAAAAA
Molecule: messenger RNA, 3873 nt
Organism: Meleagris gallopavo (turkey)
Lineage: Eukaryota; Metazoa; Chordata; Aves; Galliformes; Phasianidae
Source: RefSeq, a predicted model, not a curated record